GGAAUUACCCCCGUUUUGCAAAUGAGGCAACUGAGGCUCUUGAACUGACUUCCUGAAAGGUUUGGAUCCAAAGCUCCCUCAGAUCCUGCGCCUGACUUGUGGACACCAUGGCCGCCACCACCACCAGCAUCCACCGGCUUUCCACCUCCGGCUCCGUCAAGGGCCUGUGUGUGCCCAGUGGCGGGGGUUUCUCUCUGUCUUCCAUCCGUGUUGGGGGUGCCUGCCGGCCCCCCAGCCUCCUGGGAGCCAGCAGCUCUGGCAACAUGUCUGUGUCCUCGUCCCACUUCUCCGUGGGCACGGGGGGCAGCUAUGGCAGGGGCUGCUCCUGCAGCCUGGGUGGGGGCUUUGGCUCCAGCUUCGGGGUGGCAGACGCCCUGCUGGGGGGCAGCGAGAAGGAGACCAUGCAGAGCCUCAACGACCGCCUGGCCUCCUACCUGGACAAGGUGCGUGCUCUGGAGGAGGCUAAUGCCGACCUGGAGGUGAAGAUCCACGACUGGUACAAGAAGCAGGGCCCUGGGCCCACCCUCGACUACAGCCACUACGUCAAGACCAUCGAGGACCUGUGGAGUAAGAUCCUGGCGGCCACCAUCGACAGUGCCAUCUUGGUGCUGCAGAUCGAUAAUGCCCGCCUGGCAGCCGAUGACUUCCGCACCAAGUAUGAGAUGGAGCUGAACCUGCACGUGAGCGUGGAGGCCGACAUCAACGGCUUGCACAGGGUGCUGGACGAGCUGACCCUGGGCAGAGCCGACCUGGAGAUGCAGAUUGAGAACCUCAAGGAGGAGCUGGCCUACCUCCGGAAGAACCAUGAGGAGGAAAUGAACGCCCUGUGAGGCCAGGUGGGUGGUGAGAUCAACGUGGAGAUGGACGCCGCCCCCGGUGUAGACCUGGUCCGCAUCCUGAAUGAGAUGCACGACCAGUACGAGAAGAUCACGGAGAAGAACCGCAAGGACGCCGAGGACUGGUUCUUCAGCAAGACGGAGGAGCUGAACCACGAGGUGGCCACCAACACCGAGGCCCUGCCGAGCAGCCGGACGGAGAUCGCGGAGCCGCGCCGCACCGUGCAGAACCUGGAGAUCGAGCUGCAGUCCCAGCUCAGCACGAAAGCGUCGCUGGAGGGCAGCCUGGCAGAGACCGAGGCGCGCUAGGGGGUCCAGCUGGCCCAGCUGCAGGGGCUCAUCAGCAGCAUUGAGCAGCAGCUGUGCUAGCUCUGCUGUGACAUGGGCUAGAACCAGGAGUACAAGACGCUGCUGGACGUGAAGACGUGGCUGGAGCAGGAGAUCGUCACCUACCGCCAGCUGCUGGAGGGCGAGGUUGCCCACCGCGGUGACCAGCCGCCAGGUGCGUACCAUCAUGGAGGAAGUCCAGGACGGCAAGGUGGUCCCCUCCCGCGAGCAGGUCCAUCGCUCCCCGCACUGAGGCCCCGUCUACCUGCGACAGCCCAGCCUCCAGGGUCAAGGGGCAGCCAUUGCCUGCAGCUCCCAGCACGCUACUGCUGCGCCCCGACCCUUUCUCUCCGUGUCUGUCUGCCACCCGCUGCCGCCACCAUGACCACCACCAACCGCCAGUUCUUCUCCUCCAGCUCCAUCAAGGGCUCCUCUGGCCUGGGGGGCGGCUUGUCCCUCACCUCCCGCCAGCAGUCUGGCAGCCUGGGUGCCGGCUCCUGCAGGCUGGGGUCUGCCGGCAGCCUGGGCAAUGCCCUUGGGGACGGCAGCUACUCCAGCUGCUACAGCUUCGGCUCUGGCGGCGGCUAUGGCAGUGGCGGCUACGGCAGCGGCGGCUAUGGCAGCGGUAGCUUUGGCACUGGUGGCUACGGCAGUGGCUUGGGAGGUGGUGAUGGGCUCCUGGUGGGCAGUGAGAAGGCCACCAUGCAGAACCUCAACGACCGCCUGGCCUCCUACCUGGACAAGGUGCAUGCCUUGGAGGAGGCCAACACGGAGCUGGAGGUGAAGAUCCACAACUGGUACCAGAAGCAGACCCCAGGGCCGGCUACCGACUACAGCCACUACUUCAAGACCAUCGAGGACCUGAGGAACCAGAUCCUCAAGGCCACCACAGACAAUGCCAACAUCCUGCUGCAGAUCGACAAUGCCCGUCUGGCUGCUGAUGACUUCUACACCAAGUUCGAGACGGAGCACGCCCUGUGCAUGAGCGUGGAGGCCGACACCAAUGGCCUGCGCAGGGUGCUGGACGAGCUGACCCUGGCCAGAGCCGACCUGGAGAUGCAGAUCGAGAACUACAAGGAGGAGCUGGCCUACCUCCGGAAGAACCAUGAGGAGGAGAUGAACGCCCUGCGAGGCCAGGUGGGUGGUGAGAUCAGUGUGGAGAUGGACGCCGCCCCUGGCGUGGACCUGAGCCGCAUCCUGAAUGAGAUGCGCGAGCAGUACGAGAAGAUGGCGGAGAAGAACCGCAAGGACGCCGAGGACUGGUUCCUCAGCAAGACAGAAGAGCUGAACCGCGAGGUGACCACAAACUGCGAGCUGGCGCAGAGCAGCAAGUGCGAGGUCUCAGAGCUCCGGCGCACCAUGCAGGCCCUGGAGAUCGAGCUGCAGUCCCAGCUCAGCAUGAAAGCAUCCCUGGAGAACAGCCUGGCGGAGACAGAGAACCGCUACUGCAUGCAGCUGGGCCAGAUCCAGGGGCUGAUCUGCAACGUGGAGGAGCAGCUGGCCCAGCUGCGCUGCGAGACGGAACAACAGAACCAGGAGUACAAGAUCCUGCUGGACGUGAAGACGCGGCUGGAGCAGGAGAUCGCCACCUACCGCCGCCUGCUGGAGGGCGAGGACAGCCAGCUGAUUCACCACAAGCUCAGAGAAUCUGCGACCACCCGCCAGGUGCGCACCAUUGUGGAAGAAGUCAAGGAUGGCAGAGUCAUCUCCUCCCACGAGCAGGUCCACCAGACCACCCACUGAG
Messenger RNA from Balaenoptera acutorostrata (minke whale), 2907 nucleotides. RefSeq names its product keratin, type I cytoskeletal 10. Gene Ontology annotation, molecular function: structural molecule activity. The record is from RefSeq and is a predicted model, not a curated record. Lineage: Eukaryota; Metazoa; Chordata; Mammalia; Artiodactyla; Balaenopteridae. Gene Ontology annotation, cellular component: keratin filament.